This is a messenger RNA of Coccidioides posadasii C735 delta SOWgp, 1431 nucleotides long. It is a transcript of the gene CDC73, whose product is annotated as accessory factor associated with RNA polymerase II. The record is from RefSeq and is a predicted model, not a curated record. Gene Ontology annotation, biological process: transcription elongation by RNA polymerase II; positive regulation of transcription elongation by RNA polymerase II. Gene Ontology annotation, cellular component: Cdc73/Paf1 complex. NCBI's taxonomy places the organism in Eukaryota, Fungi, Ascomycota, Eurotiomycetes, Onygenales, Onygenaceae. Gene Ontology annotation, molecular function: RNA polymerase II complex binding.
AUGGCGACCACUGACCCCAGCCUCUCGGACCCUCUCCUCUCACUUCGCCGCGUCCUUGCAUCCGGAAGCCCUCCCAUACUCACAACCUCUCCAGACCUCUCCACCGAACAUGCGACGGAAGAUCUAACCAAGGCGACCCAUCUCUACGUCACACAGCCCAUUCCGCAGACAAUCUCCCUCUCCACGCCAACCCGUUUCGUCUCCGCGGCAGCGAAACAACCGAUCGAUCUACGAAGCAUCUAUUUUGCGUGGCAGAAGAAAGAUGUUGCGAUCCCGGAGUACAUCUCCUCCGCUCAGGAGCUCAAUGAGGCGCUGAGCAGGAGGCAGGAGAACGGUGAGGGAGAGGCGACGAAGAUCUUGAAUUUGGUGUUUGUUGAACGGUUGGAUCUGAUCACUUGGCUUGAGGGUGCGUCGGAGGAGAGCGAGUAUAUUAAGCCUUUGGAAGGGGUGGGUGCUCCUGGUGCUGCGGAUGCAUCUGCUGCGGCGGCGGGUGCAGCGUCUGGUGCGGUGGGAGGAGUGCCUGCUGUUUCGAGUGCCGGGGGCAAAGCGGCUGGGGCACCGGCGAUUACGCAUGUUGGUGGGAGGCCGGUUAAGGUUAUCGAUGCGAGACUGCAGCAGAUUUAUAAUGGGGAGAGAAAGUUGGGAGAUCGAAAUACAGUCUUGAGAGGGAUUCGGCCGACGGACUUCUCUCACGUUCGCAAAAUUGCCGAACGUUUUCUUGGCCGGAGCCGUUCAGGCGCAGCUCCGUAUCCAAGUGGUGGUGCAAAACCAGGUGUCAAGCCAUCCGCUCCAGGACCAGGCCGUGGCCUCGUUCCCAAGAAAUCCUCCGAUUCUAGCUCAUCGCGUCGUCCCAAUCCAAUUAUCCUAGUCUCACCGUCCGCAUCUUCUCUCCUCCGGAUGUCAAAUAUCAAGACCUUCCUUGAAGAUGGCACCUAUAUACCACCAGACCACCCAUCCCUCUCCAAAUCCACCGGUGCCAACCGUCUCAAAAUCUCGCGUGUUCUUCAUUCUCUCCACGACUCUUCCAGCGCCACAGCCGCCAAGCCAAAUACUUCCCGCAGCGGAACGGUCUUCAUCCUCGUUGACAGCACUGCUGAUUUCAAGCCUGAAUACUGGAAUAAUGUCGUCGCUGUUUUCACUACCGGCCAAACAUGGCAGUUUAAGUCGUACAAGUGGUCGUCACCACCGGAUCUUUUCAAGCAUGUGACGGGUAUAUUUGUGGGCUGGAGAGGAGAGGAGGUUCCCAGGGAGGUCAAGGGAUGGGGACGUGGUGUGCGUACGUUCGCAGUUGAGCGCUGGGAUGAAAAGAGUGCGAAUGUAAAUGGACCUGCGAUUGGUGGGCGGACAAGAUGGAGAGAUAGAGAGGUUGUCGAGGGUAUAUGGGGUGCCAUUGAGGAAGGAAUGAAAGCUAGAGGCUGGGGCUCGAAGUGA